Messenger RNA from Echinops telfairi (small Madagascar hedgehog), 5232 nucleotides. RefSeq names its product DnaJ heat shock protein family (Hsp40) member C6 (gene DNAJC6). Lineage: Eukaryota; Metazoa; Chordata; Mammalia; Afrosoricida; Tenrecidae. The record is from RefSeq and is a predicted model, not a curated record. The coding region runs from base 68 to 2998 and encodes 976 amino acids. The transcript has 19 exons. Gene Ontology annotation, cellular component: vesicle; cytoplasm; intracellular membrane-bounded organelle. Gene Ontology annotation, molecular function: clathrin binding; phosphatase activity. Gene Ontology annotation, biological process: synaptic vesicle uncoating; clathrin-dependent endocytosis; dephosphorylation.
CCUUCUUCCCUUUCCAUCUUCCUCUCCCUCUCCCAGGUGAUUUAUUUUCCCCUCCCUGGGCUUGCCCAUGAGCCUCCUCGGGAGCUACCGGAAAAAGACCAGCAACGAUGGUUAUGAGUCCUUGCAGCUGGUGGACAGUAAUGGGGACUUAAGUGCGGGGAGCGGCGGGGGUGGCGGCAAGCCGAGAGUGCACGCCGGGGCGGCGGCGGCGGCGGCGGCGCGGAGUCCCGCCCGGCACCCUCCGGAUCGCGCCAGCACCAUGGACAGCUCAGGUGCCUCGUCUCCAGACAUGGAGCCCAGCUAUGGAGGCGGUCUCUUUGACAUGGUAAAAGGAGGCGCAGGGAGGCUCUUUAGUAAUCUGAAGGACAACUUGAAAGACACCCUCAAAGACACGUCUUCUAGAGUUAUACAAUCUGUUGCCAGCUACACGAAGGGAGAUUUAGACUUUACUUAUGUUACCUCAAGAAUUAUUGUGAUGUCCUUUCCUCUGGAUAAUGUUGACAUAGGAUUCAGGAAUCAGGUUGAUGACAUUCGAAGCUUUUUGGAUUCCAGACAUCUUGACCACUACACAGUGUACAAUCUGUCACCCAAGUCUUACCGGACUGCCAAGUUUCACAGCAGGGUCUCAGAAUGCAGUUGGCCCAUUAGGCAGGCCCCCAGUUUGCACAACCUCUUUGCUGUGUGUCGGAAUAUGUAUAACUGGCUACUACAGAAUCCCAAAAAUGUCUGUGUCGUACACUGUUUGGAUGGACGGGCGGCAUCAUCAAUUUUGGUUGGCGCUAUGUUCAUUUUCUGUAAUCUCUACUCUUCUCCUGGCCCAGCUGUUCGACUGCUGUAUGCAAAGCGGCCAGGCAUCGGACUGUCACCAUCACACAGGAGAUACCUGGGCUAUAUGUGUGACCUACUAGCGGACAAACCCUACCGCCCUCAUUUCAAGCCUCUCACAAUUAAGUCGAUCACUGUCAGCCCAAUCCCCUUUUUUAACAAACAGAGAAAUGGAUGCCGGCCUUACUGCGACGUAUUGAUCGGAGAAACCAAAAUAUACACAACCUGCACAGAUUUUGAACGAAUGAAAGAAUAUCGUGUGCAAGAUGGGAAAAUCUUCAUUCCUUUAAGCAUCACUGUGCAAGGAGAUGUGAUUGUUUCCAUGUAUCAUUUGAGGUCAACCAUUGGGAGCCGGCUGCAGGCUAAGGUGACGAACACACAGAUAUUCCAGCUUCAGUUUCAUACGGGAUUCAUACCACUGGACACAACAGUUUUAAAGUUUACUAAGCCUGAGUUGGAUGCCUGUGAUGUGCCAGAAAAAUACCCUCAGCUGUUUCAGGUGACACUUGAUAUAGAACUACAGCCCCAGGACAAGGCGGUAGAUCUGACUCCGCCCUGGGAGCAUUACUGCACGAAAGAUGUCAAUCCCAGCAUCCUUUUCUCUUCUCAUCAGGAGCAUCAGGACACUCUGCUCUUAGGAGGGCAGGCUCCAGUGGACAUCCCACCGGACAACCCCCGGCAUGUUGGCCAAAGUGGCUUCUUUUCUUCUCUCUGCUGGCAAGACCAGAAAUCAGAGAAGUCGCUCUGCGAGGAGGACCACGCUGCCCUCGUGAAUCAGGAGAGUGAGCAGUCCGACGAUGAACUUCUGACCUUGGCGAGCCCACACGGCAAGGCCAAUGGUGACAGACACCAUGGUGCCAAGAAGCCCAGCAGAAAGCAGCAGGAGCCAGCUGCGCCCCCACCGCCUGAGGACGUGGACCUUCUGGGCCUAGAAGGGUCAGCAGUGAGUAAGACCUUCUCUCCGCCAGCGGCUCCUCCCACCAACUCUGAGCUGCUGAGUGACCUGUUUGGUGCGGCUGGCCCUGCCCAGGCUGCCCAGGCAGGGGUGGACGACAUGUUUCAUCCUGGCAGACCCACGUCCACCCAGUCAACACCACGCCGAUCUGCCACCUCCACCUCCGCGUCGCCCACCCUGAGAGUGGGAGAAGGUGCCACCUUUGACCCAUUUGGAGCACCUUCGAAGCCACCAGGUCAAGAUUUGCUGGGUUCUUUUCUGAACGCGUCCAGUGCAUCCAGCGACCCCUUUCUCCAGCCUACGAGAAGCCCCUCGCCCACAGUGCAUGCUUCUAGCACACCUGCUGUGAACAUUCAGCCAGACGUUUCAGGAGGCUGGGACUGGCAUGCUAAACCAGGAGGUUUUGGAAUGGGAAGCAAGUCUGCUGCCACCAGCCCAACCGGAUCUUCACACGGCACUCCCACCCAUCAAAAUAAACCCCAGACUCUGGACCCCUUUGCUGACCUGGGGGCACUUGGGACAAACUUAGCAGGUAGUUCUUCCUUUGCCAGCAAACCCACUACACCAACUGGAUUGGGUGGAGGAUUCCCGCCUCUGAGCUCACCACAGAAGGCAUCUCCCCAGCCUAUGGGUGGAGGCUGGCAGCAGGGUGCGGGCUACAACUGGCAACAGUCGCAGCCCAAGCCACAGCCCAGCAUGCCCCACUCGUCACCUCAGAACCGACCCAACUACAACGUGAGCUUCUCAGCCAUGCCCGGGGUCCAGAACGAGCGUGCAAAAGGACCUGCUAAUCUGGAUGGGAAACAGAAAGCGGCUGACUUUGAGGACCUGCUCUCUGGCCAAGGCUUCAACGCCCACAAAGACAAAAAGGGGCCUCGAACAAUAGCGGAGAUGAGAAAGGAGGAAAUGGCCAAGGAAAUGGAUCCCGAGAAAUUAAAGAUCUUAGAAUGGAUUGAAGGCAAAGAAAGAAAUAUUAGAGCCCUUCUUUCCACAAUGCACACCGUGCUCUGGGCUGGGGAGACCAAGUGGAAGCCAGUUGGCAUGGCAGACCUGGUAACUCCAGAGCAGGUAAAGAAGGUGUACCGGAAGGCUGUUCUGGUGGUGCACCCAGAUAAAGCUACUGGGCAGCCCUACGAACAAUACGCUAAGAUGAUUUUCAUGGAACUAAAUGACGCAUGGUCUGAAUUUGAAAAUCAAGGCCAAAAGCCCUUGUACUAAUUCACAAGCUUUCCCAUCUUGGCUGCAGACGUGUACUAAUAAUGCUUAGUGUGUGUCACCGUUCCGAGUAUUCACAGAUGAACCAAACAAAAACAUUCAGUAAUGCGUUUUCAGAACUAAACUGUUAAAUAACUCGUGAGUUAAUUCCUCGUCGAUAAGGCAUGUGGAUGCUUGGUUUCUCGAAGUCCCCAGCAUACAAUGUCCAGAGAGGAGAGGACGGGCCUUGUCAGUCAGAUGACCUCGCAGAGUGACGGCGUUGCAGCCUGCCCCGUGGCGAGCCGACUCAGCACUGGCCCGGGAGGAACGGAGCUGGGGGUCCUAGAAGGCACUGCACGCGUCCGUCGCAUUGGGUGACAUGAGCAACAGUUAAGAGGGUAGAAUUACAAGGUGGUUUUAAGUAAUGGUUUUAGCCUUUCCUUAAAAAGAUGUAAUUUGAGCAGUGGCGUUCUGGAUUCGAGAAACACAACCAGCAAGUUUUUUUCUGUGUCUCCCCCUCCCCACCCCAUCCCCGUGGGAAUUUACUAUGACCUUUAGCAUACCUGUACACUUGUUUUGGUCAGGGGGACUAACAAACAAAACAGAACCUAAAAUGCGGGAAGUGGUUACGCUACAGUCCAUUGAUGACCUUGGGCUGUUGCCAGGUAUGUGCACCAGGGAAAAUGCUGGCUAUAGAAAACAGGGAUUCUGGGCAUCUCAAAAUCUUUAUUUCUGGUCAGGCGGUUCUGCCACUGCCUUCCAUUUCCUUCAUGAAACUAGGGUCAAAUAAAGAAAAAGGUCUUCAUAGUAGAGCAGUCACUCUGAACCUCAAUGGAAAGGAACUCCUAAUUCCCCAUAAGCCUUUUGCUUAGCCAAGAAUGUUGCAAGCUGGAAAAAGGUUUUGAAGCCACUUGGCCCGUUCAGAGUUUAUCAGGCCUGAUAGCGAGUUCUGGGCUCAGUAUUCUCUCAGUUUGUGGGCGGUUGUGGUCCCAGAUUGCAAGAGGACAACCCUGAACGCCUGACCUGAGAAAUACCCACUGAGUGAAGGCUGGGCUGGCCUUCAGAUCGACUCAGCUGUCUGGUCAGUAUUUGACUCAAAGGAACCAGAUGCCACACUCCCUCCCCACCCGGUGGAUUGGGACCACUUGGAUUAGCUGGUGGGGUUUAUUGUUUUAAAAAUAGUUGGCAGUCCAAAGGAAUAACAUUCACACAGGGACAUCUGUGAAAGCAAAGCAAGAGUGAAGUCUUGCCAGACCUCAAAGCAGCAGGAUUGCAGUUCAGUGUGUGGGCUGCUAAGCAGUUGGUACCUUAAGACUCUGGCCGGUCAGUUUUGGGUUGCCCAGACACAGUGUGCCGAGAAUCCAUACGCAAAGCGAAUGAGCAAAACGAUGCCAGGCUCAUCUGAAAGGUUUAUAUCAAUAUUGUGAAAAGCUUUCAAAAGUUGUUUUUCAAUGACAAUCAUUUUUGGUUUCUAUUUUAAUUUCUUUGUGGCAAACUAUACCAGAAAAGCAGCAUGUCAAAAAUGAUUUAUGUUCUAUAUAGAACUCUUUAAAAAAAUUUUUUGGUUAUAAAAGUUCACUAUUUAUUUUACCUUUAACUGACAAUGUGAAACUCGCAGAAAAAUGUUAAAUUAUACAGCUGUUAACUGGUCAAGGUAACCAUAACAACUAGGUGUUAUUUAUUAAUGUAUUAUGAUAUAAUGUUUGAUCCAGUAUGUGCUUGUCUUAUUUAAAAUUGGAAUGUGAGACAUGUUGCUGUGACCUGCUUUUGUUUUUUGUUUUCCUUUCUCAUUCACAUCUGUAGAUAAUGCGUGAACUACCGUAAUAUAACAAUAAUUAAAAGGAUAUUAUGUGGAUGUCACGUACACUUUGAAAUGGUAGAACUAUAUUAGCUUUGUAUCACGUUUGGAUAAUUCAUCAAAGUUCACAUUUAAAACAUCAUCAAAUUAAUGCUAUGUAAUUAGCAAUGAGAAAGAAUCUUACCUAACUUAAAUUUGGGGAAUUUUUCCCCUUCACAUGUCUUUUCCAGAUACAUUAGACUUCUGGACCCCUAUUUAUCUCAAACCUCUUAACAUAUGCAGACCUGCAGGUUGUUAUAUUCCCCUUAAAUAUCUGGUUGUGACACAGCUUGUUGUUGGUCAGAGUCACUGUUUCAUUCAUAUUUAUUGUAAUAUAUUUUUUGUUUUGUAAAUAUAUUACACACAAUAAAAUGUGACUGGUCUAAAAUAUUUGUAAUGUAUAUUAAAAGGCUCAAAAAUA